This is a messenger RNA of Pipra filicauda (Wire-tailed manakin), 4810 nucleotides long. It is a transcript of the gene CACNB2, whose product is annotated as calcium voltage-gated channel auxiliary subunit beta 2. The record is from RefSeq and is a predicted model, not a curated record. Lineage: Eukaryota; Metazoa; Chordata; Aves; Passeriformes; Pipridae. Gene Ontology annotation, molecular function: high voltage-gated calcium channel activity; protein binding. The transcript is spliced from 14 exons. Gene Ontology annotation, cellular component: voltage-gated calcium channel complex. The coding region runs from base 120 to 1592 and encodes 490 amino acids. Gene Ontology annotation, biological process: chemical synaptic transmission; calcium ion transmembrane transport; regulation of voltage-gated calcium channel activity.
GCAGGGCCGCCCGCCCGCUCCGCGGCAUGGCCGGGCGCUGAGCGGCGCCUGCCGCCCCGGCUCGGCUCGGCUCUGUCCCGCCGAGGGGCUCGGCGCCCAGCCGCCCGCUCUCCUCGCCAAUGGUCCAGAGAGACAUGUCCAAAUCGCCUCCCAGCCCGGCGCAGGAGGUGCAGAUGGAGCUGCUGGACAACCCCCUGCCCGCGGCGGCGGCAGCGCAGUCUUAUGGUAAAGGGGCGAGAAGGAAAAACCGAUUUAAAGGAUCAGAUGGGAGUACAUCUUCUGACACUACCUCUAACAGUUUUGUACGCCAGGGUUCGGCGGACUCCUACACCAGCCGUCCAUCUGAUUCAGAUGUAUCUCUGGAAGAAGAUAGGGAAGCAGUGCGGAGAGAGGCAGAGCGACAGGCCCAGGCACAGCUUGAGAAAGCAAAGUCAAAACCUGUUGCAUUUGCAGUUCGGACAAAUGUUGGGUACAGUGCAGCUCAUGAUGACGAUGUUCCAGUCCCAGGCAUGGCCAUCUCAUUUGAGGCUAAAGAUUUUCUUCAUGUUAAAGAAAAAUUUAAUAAUGACUGGUGGAUAGGACGAUUGGUAAAAGAAGGCUGUGAAAUAGGAUUCAUACCAAGUCCAGUCAAACUAGAAAACAUGAGGCUGCAGCAUGAACAAAAGGCAAAACAAGGAAAAUUCUACUCCAGUAAAUCAGGAGGAAACUCUUCAUCCAGUUUGGGUGACAUCGUUCCUAGCUCCAGAAAAUCGACGCCUCCAUCAUCUGCUAUAGACAUAGAUGCCACUGGCUUAGAUGCAGAAGAAAAUGAUAUUCCAGCAAACCAUCGCUCCCCCAAACCCAGUGCAAACAGUGUAACAUCACCCCACUCCAAAGAGAAAAGAAUGCCCUUCUUUAAGAAGACAGAGCACAUCCCUCCCUAUGAUGUAGUGCCUUCUAUGCGACCAGUAGUUUUAGUGGGGCCUUCUCUGAAGGGAUAUGAGGUAACAGAUAUGAUGCAAAAAGCAUUAUUUGAUUUUUUAAAACAUAGAUUCGAAGGGCGUAUAUCAAUUACACGAGUCACAGCAGACAUCUCGCUUGCCAAACGCUCAGUGUUAAACAAUCCCAGUAAGCACGCGAUAAUAGAGCGAUCCAACACGAGAUCAAGCUUAGCUGAAGUUCAAAGUGAAAUCGAACGGAUUUUUGAAUUAGCAAGGACACUGCAGUUAGUAGUGCUUGAUGCUGAUACCAUUAACCACCCAGCUCAACUAAGCAAAACCUCUCUGGCUCCCAUUAUAGUAUAUGUGAAGAUUUCUUCUCCUAAAGUUUUACAGAGGUUGAUAAAAUCUCGAGGGAAAUCUCAGGCCAAACACCUUAAUGUUCAGAUGGUGGCAGCUGAUAAACUGGCACAGUGUCCUCCCGAAAUGUUCGAUGUAAUUCUUGAUGAGAACCAGCUUGAAGAUGCUUGUGAACACCUUGCUGACUAUCUGGAAGCCUACUGGAAGGCUACACAUCCACCUAGCAGCAAUCCUCCUAACCAGCUUCUCACUCGCACACUUGCAACAGCCACUCUUCCUAUUAGCCCAGGUCCAAAUAUUAAUUUACAGAGCUGAAACGCCCUGAAAAAAUUGUGAGCUGGAAGAAUUUCUGAGUAUGAAAUUCAGUUUUAUUGUGUGCAGACUUGCUAGAUAAACUUUUUUUUUGCUUUGUAAACUUUUUAAUUAUUUUGCUUAAGUUUUUUUAUGCCUUUUGGAUGUGGAUUUAUAGUUCACUUACUCAUUUUAUUAACCACGUUCUCUGGAGGAACUAUUACAAGAGUUUUAAUAACACUUUUCUGAAUGUUGUGCUCCUUACAAACUAACAUUUUUAUUUUAAGGACUAAAAAUGAGAGUGUAUUUGCAGUGUCACAGUUUGUUUGUAGGUCUGCUAAUACAGAAGUGUGAAUCAACAGGGGUGCCUUAUGGAACACAGAACUUUUACAUUGUUUUGGUUUCAUUUUCCUAUGAUACAUUUUCAGCUGACAUCUAAAACCUGAGCCAGUCACUGUCUUGGCACAGAAUGGUUUUAUUUCCUUAUCAUGGUGGCAUAACCCAUUCUCUCAACAGUGUUAAGAUCCUCUAUUUAGAGAAUUUAAAGUCUCUGCCUGUGCUGUUUUUGUGGACUGCUCUGCUGGGAAAGGCCAAACCACCAGCUGUUUAGCCUGGAGGAGCCACAUCUGCACUGCAAAGCAUUGGAGUCAUCCUCCCCCAAGUCCAAUGCAGUGCCCCUUUGCAAUGAAACAUACUUGUUUUUCAUGAUUUUUCAGUCCUGGGUGUACGUUGUAAAGAAAGAUUUGUGUUGCCAGCUGCCAGAGUCGUGUUUUUAUAGAAUGAUCCUGACUGUGUUGCACGGCACGAGGUGCUUGAAGGUGUGAGGCCUCCUGGGACUGUUUGAAAUUAAAUCAGCAAAGACCAUACACCUCCUGUCCACCUGAUGGAGAGCUUUGCAGCAAACUCGUGUGGAAAUUGUUGACUAAUUCCAAAAAGACUGGAGCAACCUCACACACACACGGUGCAGGCGAUCAGGGACCGCUGCACGGAAAUAGGGAGCAAGGCAAAUUCACUUGGUGGACACAGACUUCUCUCUCCUCUUUCAACACUCCUUAAACUUCUUUCUAAGAACCUCUACUUCUUUGAAAUUACAGCCUAAAAAAUGAAAUAGGCUUAUCUCAAACUUUCUCCAUUUUAGACAAAAGGCCUUAUGAGACUGGGCCAUAAAAUUCCAGCACAGCAGAAUCUAAUCCAAAUCAGAGCCCUAAUGUGGUUAUGAACCACAAAGCCAGACUCUAAUCCAGAUUCAAACAUUACCUGUUCAGUGUCCCUGUAACAUUUAUGGGCAAGUGAAUUUGCCCAUAAAAUCCAACAGCCCUACACUGUUUUGAAAUUGCAGGUACUGUCUAAAUUCAUUCCUUAUGUUCCUUCACAUGUACUCGUCAUAGCAGAAAGGAUGCAUCUGAGCUUGUAAAAGUAGCACUGUGUUCAAAGCAGGUUCACAUUUUGCAUUUGCUCUCAAACCACAGCAAUGAUGGCUUUUAGUAGUCCUGAUCAUAUAUAGGUACAUACAUAUGUGUCAUUUGACCAUAUGAGAAUGAAAGGGUUUCAUAUGUAUACCAAAUUUAUGUGCCUUAAAAACAGUCAUGGUGAUGAACUGAUAAAAAUUGUGUUUACACAUUGAAACAGGCACUGCUUUGGACUCUCACUUUUCACUUGAUUUCGUUUACAGUUCACCUCUGUUGAGUCAUUUCAUUUCACCUUGAACACAUCUAUUCAUGUUUACAAUUACUACAUUCCUUUCUGGCAAAUCAGAAUCAUCUUGAGAAUCAUAAGAACAAGAACAAACAAGAAAUUUGACUGCUGUUCCUGUUACCUUGCUCUCAUCUAUACCAUUUUUUUCAAAUUAGGAACACAUGGAAUAAGCCAUCUAGUUGCUGGAAAGUUUACAGAAUAAAAUGCUUUCUUAGAAAAUUAAAAUUGGUCAAAUUUAUCAAAUUGCUGAUUUGAAAUAUGUUGCUUUUUAUAAGUUUCUGAUGAAAUACAGAUUUUUUUCCUGUCCAAUUUCCUGUCAUUUUACUUUUUGGGUUGCUAGAAAACCCACCUUCCAGGAUGUGUGGCUGAAGGACAAAAUUUUCUAGCUCUUUUCCAGAAGACAGAAGGAAGAUAUGUUCAUGAACUUUUCUGGAGGCAAUCCUUAUUUUUAGACAACUCUGAACAUUGAAGGGCAAACUUAAGCCUAACUUUGGUAAAUUCAGAGCAGUCUCACAAACAAAUGCCUCUGUUAAAACCUAUUUUAAUUUUGUGCCAGCAGGGAUGAUUUUGUCUUGACAUUCUUCACCUUUUAUGAGAAGGAUAAUUCAAUUUCAACAUAAACUAUUUCUUAAAAUUGUUGCAAUUAAGCUUGAAAAGUCUUUGGCUGUGGCUUGGCAACAAAAGCUGGUUAAUGUAAUGAAACCCCCAGAUGAGUUAAAUAAUGUCACUUGUUCGUUUUGCAGUGAUUUCAAAGCAUUAUGCGGGUGAAGAGUAGGUUUAUUACCUGGUAAUUUUUAUUUAAGUCUUUUAAUAGCAGUUGUGUGUUAGGAAAUUCUGUAUGUGAUAAUAUCACUCUCCUCCUGCUUUUCUUGGCAAUGGUCUAUAUUCUCAAGCUCUAAAAAUUAUAAGGUCAAAGUUUAAUUUUUCAUUACCAUGAAGAAAUGAAAUGAUUGCUGAGAAAACAAAAGGUCAGUGAUACUAUUAGUAUCAUAAUACAAACUUUAUUCAUACCAGAUUCAAUUGCUUUUUUUUUCCUAAAAAAUAAGCUUUUCUAAAAGAGCCAAGGUUUUGUACUUUGGUUCUUCGGUGUAAUCAACCUCCUCAGCCCACUAAAAUCACUUUCCCAUAGUGGCUGUUUCCAAGCUGACGUCUGUAAACUCUCGACUGAUACCUGCCCUUUCCUGGCAUGAUAUGUCCUCUCUAAUUUUUCUGCAGUUUAUCUUGUUUCCAUAUGCUCUCUUUUUGUUUGGAGGGUGGUGGCACUUACUGCUAACUGGAAUAAUCAGAAACAUCACAAGAGACAUGAAAGUGUCAUAGAAUAACCCAAGUGCCACCCUCCAUUCUGAUGAGAGUGAAAGGAAUUGUUUGUAUUAUAAUACUGAAUUUUCAGUAAAAGUUGAAUUCUAAUGGUUUUUUUUCUAGUUUAGAUUCAAAGUGGAUUGUUGUGUACUCGAAUUUUAUUGGUUUCAUGGUACUUUCUAGUUGAAUUUGAUAUUGGAGAAAGUUUUUCAGUGUGUACCUCACGUACAUGAACUUACUGCUGGUUC